UAAGAAACAUGGCGGCCCGCACACGCCUGCCCUUGCUCUUCCCUAAAAACCUGCCUCCAUUUAGGAACCAAAGGCUUGCACACACAGAGGCGGCCGUCAAGGAGCCCGCGUAUCCGCCCAUCAUCUCAUCUCUCACGGCUAAAAGCAAAUCUGCCCGGGGGAGACAGGUUGACGAGCAGGUACAGAAGAUAUGUGCCUCUCCGGUGGAGGAGAAGCUCUCCCUCAUCACUCGCAUCCAGCGGAUGAAAUUUGUGGUUUACCCUCAGACUUUUGCAAGGAACGCGGACACAUGGUACCAGCACUUCACCAAGACCGCAUAUAUCCCCGGCCUGCCCGAGAAAUACACCCUGAGCCCGGAGAGGGAGACCGGGGGAGAGGAGGAGCAGCCGGCCGCUGCUCAGACCACAGUGCCGGGGGUUGGACAUGAUGGGUUCACGGACAUCCGAUCCUUGGUCACUCGUGUGAUUUUACUGGAGCACUGGCAAUUGAGGAAACGCAUACCUUUCCUGUACAGAAAGCAGGAGCAGACGGUUGGACCUUUUCUGAGAAACCUGGUGACUGAACUCUCAUUCAGUCUGGCCAAAUACAACCCACUGUUCCUCUCGUCCAGUCUGGAUAUUGAUCCCAAUGUACAUUUUUACUGGAGAAGGGGACAGAGAAUCAUCCCAAAGGGACAUCGAAGAGGUCGGCAAGAGCCAACCAGAUUCCAGAUCGAUGACCGGCCAAUUAUUCAGAUCAGGAUAACUGAACAACUGCCCCAGUUCAUCUCGCUGGAGGACUCUUAUGCUGCUGAAGUUCAAGAGGUCACUUUGUCUCCCAGCGUCAUGCCUCUCUUCAGAAGGCAGUAUGACAACAACAUUUUUACAGGGGCGAAGCUACCGGACCCGGCCUGCUACGGUCACACUCAGUUCCACCUGGUGCCGGAUCGCUACCACAGAGACAGGAUGGCCCGGAUGCAGCAGUCCGAUCAGGUGGAGGUCUUCCUCCGAGCCAACGCACUCACCAGCCUCUUCGCCUGGACCGGAGCUCAGGCCAUGUACCAGGGUUUCUGGAACCACGAGGACGUCACCAGGCCUUUCGUGUCCCAGGCUGUGAUCACAGACGGGAAGUUCUUCUCCUUCUUCUGCUACCAGCUCAACACAGUGGCCCUCUCUGUGGAGACGGACGCCAACAACCCCAGAAAGAACCUCCUGUGGGGCACCGAGAGCCUGCGGCUGUACGACAGCGUGCAGGACGGAGAGGUGGUGGGUCUGAACGACGACGUCCUCAAGCUUCUGGUUCAGUUCCUCAUGAACAAGCAGUAGACGUUCUCCAGGUUUCUGUGUUGUAACAUUUCUUUAGGGAGAUUGUAUAAAUGUGGAAGGUUUUGCAAGAAAUCAGGAGGAAAACCCCAACAUGGCGGAAAUUAGGACGUUUGUCAGAGUGUAUAAAAUGAAACGUUCAAAAAAGCAGCUUUCUUUAACAGCCAUCUGAGUAUGAACAAAGUGAUGAAAAACACUGUACACACAUCAGAGUAUUAUAAUGGUGCAGACUGUAUUUAUGAAAAAAAUAAAUUAAAAAAAAAACAUG
This is a messenger RNA of Trematomus bernacchii (emerald rockcod), 1569 nucleotides long. RefSeq names its product mitochondrial ribosomal protein S30 (gene mrps30). The transcript is spliced from 5 exons. The record is from RefSeq and is a predicted model, not a curated record. Gene Ontology annotation, cellular component: ribosome; mitochondrial large ribosomal subunit; mitochondrion. NCBI's taxonomy places the organism in Eukaryota, Metazoa, Chordata, Actinopteri, Perciformes, Nototheniidae. Gene Ontology annotation, biological process: translation. The coding region runs from base 9 to 1304 and encodes 431 amino acids. Gene Ontology annotation, molecular function: structural constituent of ribosome.